UUCAUUGCUUAGAAGUAUUUCUCGUUGUAACAAGAGUUGUCGUGCAGCCAAAAAAUGAAGUUAUUUCUUAUACUAUUCUUUGGAGUAGUUCACUCUGCCAUUUUGGUAAGGGCGACCUCCACUCCUUCGAUGCUUGAAGAGGCUACUCCAGAAAUGCGGAACAAAAUUAUUGACGUGAGGGAUGCUAUUAUUGUACCAAUGAACCCUCGUGUGAGGUCGGAAAAUCUAUCUGAAAAAACUAUGAACAUCAAUGAAAUCGGGGCUAAUGACCCCCAACUACGGAAUGGUCUCAGAUGGGGUGACUAUGAUGAGAGUCCUGAAGAAUAUCGAAACGAUUUAGUGAGAUUUACUGACUCGCCUGACGGUAGUGUGGAAACUGAUAAACAUGACCACGCAAGUGCGGAAAAAUAUAGGCCAGCUGGAGUGGAAAAUCGUGUAGGUCGUCCAAAUUAUAGACCAGGUGGUUACGGAGGUUAUGGUGGUUACGGAGGAUACGGAGGCUACGGAGGCUAUGGCGGCUACGGUGCUUCUGGUUUUCGUGGGAAUAGAGGACAUAGAAAAAACAAAGGUCAUGGAGGAAAUCGGGGACAUGCAAACAACAAAGGAAACCGAGGUAGCCGAGGAAAUAAGAAAAAUAAAGGUGGCAGACGUCCACAACGAAAACAAAAGCAGGUCCAAAAUUUCGGCUUAGAAACUGAACCAUCGGCAAACCAGGAGGCGCCUCCCGCACAAAACCAAGAAUUCGUACAGAGUCAAGUACCAAUGCAAGAUCAACAACUGAGCGAAGGACAAUCUCCACACAUUGAAGAACCUGCAACUGUUUAAGUACGGAUAAGUGUAAACAAUGUUUCUGCACAA
Messenger RNA from Hermetia illucens (black soldier fly), 858 nucleotides. RefSeq names its product mesenchyme-specific cell surface glycoprotein-like. The transcript has 3 exons. Bases 55 to 825 code for a protein of 256 amino acids. The record is from RefSeq and is a predicted model, not a curated record. Lineage: Eukaryota; Metazoa; Arthropoda; Insecta; Diptera; Stratiomyidae.